GACACAUACUGCUAACUACCGCCUCUCAGACACAUACUGCUAACUACCGCCUCUCAGACACAUACUGCUAACUACCGCCUCUCAGACACAUACUGCUAACUAUACAGCUUUCUGCCGUUUAAAAAUCGAAGCAACAUGGAGAGACUUUAUUUAGUUUUUCUCUCAGCUCUAACUCUCCAUGUAAUGGGGACGUCAGCUAUAUCCUGUCAUCAAGUCACUGACUUUUGCCGGGGACAGAGACAGCUCUCUUUCCCAGCGUGCUACACUCAACAUGUAAGAACAUGUGUCACACCUCGUGGGUCACAUCCCAACCCAAACUUUAAUCAACAACCUGUCGACUCCUCUUCAUCAGAGAGCCAGAUGGACACGAGGUACGGCCACAGGGUGCGGGUCCCGUCUGAAGCGGUCAACAGGAGCCGAGUGGACGCGUCCAGACACGUCACCAUGACCACCUCCGUCAUCAACAGCUCCUACUUCACGACUAGCAGGAACAUCCUGCAACAACAGGUCCUGGGAGUGUGGGUGGGAGAACAGGAAGUCAGCAAUCUGUCUCAGCCAAUCAGCAUCUCCUUCAGAAGAACCAACUGUGAUAUCCAAGGACAGUGCGUGUUUUGGGAUGACAACCAAGGGAACUGGAGUCGAGCUGGCUGUGAGACCUCACACACAGAGGAGGAGUUUAACUGCAGCUGUAACCACCUCAGCUUUUUUGCUAUUCUCCUUACUGAUGGAGUGGAGGAUCUGAGCCGUGUGCACCAGCAGCGUCUCGGCUACAUCCAGUACUGCGGCUCCACCCUCACCAUCGUCCUCUCCACCCUCACCUGCCUCAUGCACCUGCAGCACAGGAGGAGGAAGCUAGGCCACUGCAGCAGUAUCCACCUGCAGCUGUCUCUCUCCUUGCUGUUGCUGCACGUCAGCUUCCUGCUCAGUGCCUGGGGGGCGUGGCACACACAGGGGCAGCCAAUCACAGCGCUGUGCCAGGCUCUGGGGGCGGGGCUUCACUGGGCACUACUGACCACCUUCAGCUGGACGGCCAUCGAGGGCUUCCACCUUUACCUGCUGCUCGUGCGCGUCUUCAACAUCUACAUCAGGAGAUACCUGCUCAAGCUGGGCCUGCUGGGCUGGGGCCUGCCCUCUGUGAUAGUAAUACUGUGUGCUGCCCUGAGUAUGUAUGGACCUUACAACGGACUGGAGAGCUGCUCCUCAAUACCAACACCCUCGAACAACAGGUCCUUGGAGUGUGGGUGGGAGAACAGGAAGUCACCAAUCUCUCUCAGCCAAUCACAAUCUUCUGUCUGCUGGCUGUCUGACUCCGGCGUGGGGGGCCGGAGGGGUGUGUGUGUGGUGAGGUACGGCACGGUGCACGCCUACCUGGGCGCCGUGCUUCUCUUCAACGCCGUGAUCCUGCUGCUGAUUGGCUAUAAGCUGCUGGGGGCGGGGCUUGAUGCGGUGCAGGGGCGGAGACGUGUGUGUCAUGACAGCGUGACGCUGUUGGCUCUGAGCUGUGCGCUGGGCCUCCCCUGGGGCCUGGCCUUCUGCUCCUACGGCCCCCUCUCACUGGCCACAACCUACCUCUUCACCAGCCUCAACGGCCUACAGGGUGUAUUUCUGUUCCUGUGGGCUCUCACUAUGACGUGCAGACGGCACCAUGCCAAGUCCUCCCUCCAGUCCAGCAGCCAGUCCACCGUCAAGAUGAGCAGCCUGGGGGGCUCCUGACUCUACCGACCCAACACACACACACACACACACACACACACACACACACACACACACACACACACACACACACACACACAGCAGCAGCCUAGCUACCCAACACACACACACACACACACACAGCAGCAGCCUAGCUACCCAACACACAGACACACACACACACACACACACACAGGAGCAGCCUAGCUACCCAACACACACACACACACACACACACACACACACACACAGCAGCAGCCCAGCUACCCAACACACACACACACACACACACACACACAGCAGCAGCCCAGCUACCCUGAAACCACAGAGGCAGUAUUAAUUUGAUACCAGCCGUGUUCAUGUGAUAGUAGCCAUGUUCAUUUGAUAACAGCAGUGUAUUAGCGAUAUUAGCCGUGUUCAUUUGAUAACAGCAGUGUAUUAGCGAUAUUAGCCGUGUUCAUUUGAUAACAGCAGUGUAUUAGCGAUAUAAGCCGUGUUCAUUUGAUAACAGCAGUGUUCAUGUGAUAUUAGCUGUGUUCAUGUGUUAUUAGCUGUGUGAUAUUAGUUGUGUUCAUGCGAUAUUAGCUGUGUGAUAUUAGCUGCCCAGCUAGGAUGCACACGUUGAAUCAACGUUAUAGCUGCCAUUUUGGCCGAUGAAACCACGCUGCUUUGACGUUGACAUUUUCCUGUUAAUUUCUAAUAAAAGCGAGUAUCACACACACACACACACACAGCAUUGCUUUAAGCCUAGUCUGCAUAUUCACCGGGAAUCUAGCACACACCAGCGUCAUUAGGCUCAUGUAUAUUAUUUUCAUAGUAUAAACACAUGUAGACAAACUUUCUUACUUACGAGUCAUGUAAUCCACUGAUGCACAACUGCACGAUUUGACUCACGGGGAACACCGAUAACCACUAACGCGAUAAUCGGUCGUCGGGGGCGGUCGGGGACUUGAGUCUGUUUGGUGUGUGCCGUGCCGUCGGCAGUCGCCGUCGGGGCUAAUUUUGGCCAGUUUUGGCCGACUUGACAUGUAGAGUCGGCCAGUGGCCGUCGGUCUCAAUUACCAAUCUGUUUAAACUAACCAUUAGCCCUACAUUCAGCGAUGUAAAUUUCGAACCCAUUUGAUAGACCUUCCUAACAUAUUUUUGCUAAAACUAAGUUUCUGAACGUGUGUUAUUUCAGGUUAUUUCCCAUUCAGUUUUCAUUUACUGUGCUAAUAUUAGCUAGCAAGCUAGCUAGGUUAACGGGCAAAAAGUUAUUUAUUCCGUGCCCAAGAGUGUUUCGUUGGCCUCACAAAAGCAAUGGCAAUAAAAUAAUACACACUAUAUACUUUUAUUUAUAUUUUCUUAUUGCUUAAUCAGAGAAGUCCGAAAACUAGUUGCAAUUAGUUCCUCGAAUCCUGCAUGACAUCUACUCGGCUCGGCUGACUCUGAAGCCUGCAGUUACGGGUAAUGUAUCACAGUUUACGCACGCGCAGAACGUACAAUCGGCGUCGCAUCGGUGUGUUCAGUGGCACUUUUGUGACCGACCAGGGGAGACGAGAGCCUGAUUGAUAGUCCGACUGCUUUCCUGCCGACGCUCGGCCAGUCUGGUUGGUGUGUUCAGGCCUUCAAGACACAAGUCAUCCCCUAUAUUCUGAAUACAUGCUGCUGCCAUCUGGCCUGCGUUUUAAAACUCCCAUUGCUUUUAAACAAAGAUACAAAAAUUCUUUCAUCCCCUUUUCUAUCCAAGUACUGAAUGCACACAACAGGACAAGAUAGACCCCCCCCCCCCCCCAAUUCACUUCCUCCCCUUUUAUCUACGUAACUUAUUUACUGGAUUUGAUCUUUUACUGAUUCAUCUUUUUAGGCACUGUCAGACCUAUCUUAACUAAAUUUUUCUUUUUGUGUAUUUGUGUUUGUAUUGUAAUUAGAGGUGGGCAUAGAUUAAUUUGUUUAAUCUAGAUUAAUAUCACUGUAAUCUUGAAAUUAAUUUUAGGUGCACCAGCGCAAAAUUUAGGUGCACCCACAUUUUUCAUUGCAUCGCCUUUAACAAUAAAAGGUCACCUUUUUAUUGCUGUCCUUUCAUAUAAUGAUUUUUUAACAACAAAAAGCCUAGAAAAAGCUUGAAACACAAUAAAAGAAUAUUUUCUUUACAAAAUUAUUUAUAUACGGUAAGUCUAUUCUACAUACUGAAAUUUCUGAUAUUCAUGACAGCACACUUUAUGCAGAUUGUAGCCUACUAUUCAUAUUGUGGUGGACUGAUGGGAUAAUAGGGGGGAGAUAAUGAUUGCAUUGGGCUUGCUGCCUAAUUGGCCUAAUGAGACUCACCUGUGCAGAAGGAUAAAGCCAUGCAGGUGAGCAAGGUGCGCGAGAGAGCCGGGACUGAUUAAGUGUACAAGCGGAGCGCCAGGAGCGCGUUGGUCAACGAGGGGACGAAUUGUGCUGGUCGCGGUCAGUAGGAUCGCCGCCAGUGAAGAUAGUUAGUGGGGGGAUGUUUUAGCAUAGACCUUGUGUAAAUUCUAGACUGACGCCGCGACUGGCGGCUGCGCUUUGGACUGAGCUAUUGGACUCUUACGGCCCGGCUUUACAUACUGGAGCUUAUACAUGCUGGCACUUACAUACUGGAACUUACAUACUGGAGCUUAUAUAUACUGGGACUUACAUACUGGAGCUUACAUACUGGGACUUAUUCCUUGGAACUACACCCGGGAACUUGCAUGUUGCGAUUGGACAACCGCUGACCACUUGAGGGCGAAGUCACGGUCCAUGGCGAUCAGACCCCAGGGGAGGGUCUUGGGGAGCAGGGAAGUUCCCAUUUUAAUCCAUUAAUUCACUUGUUCUGUCCUCUAUGUUUUAUGAAUGAAGGCCGGGUUACUCUUGUGCAAUAGUUUAAUGUAUUAGUGACGGGGGCGGGGGGAACCUUUUAGUGUGAUCACUUGACGUGUGUUACUAUGAAUUGAAUGGAGAUAUUUUCCUCUUUGUGGUGUCUAUGAAUUGUGUGGAGUGGACUACUGUGUGUAGGCUAUUUAUUAUUGCUGUUUUGCACAGAGCGUGAUUGGGGAUCUCAGACCCCGUCAGUCUGAUUGGCUAUAGCAUCCAGAGCCGCCUGGCUAUAUGUAUUAAAUAAAGAUCAUUUGAAUUGUU
Messenger RNA from Sardina pilchardus (European sardine), 4815 nucleotides. It is a transcript of the gene adgrg3, whose product is annotated as adhesion G protein-coupled receptor G3. Gene Ontology annotation, molecular function: G protein-coupled receptor activity. The transcript has 13 exons. Gene Ontology annotation, cellular component: plasma membrane. Gene Ontology annotation, biological process: adenylate cyclase-activating G protein-coupled receptor signaling pathway; cell surface receptor signaling pathway. NCBI's taxonomy places the organism in Eukaryota, Metazoa, Chordata, Actinopteri, Clupeiformes, Clupeidae. Bases 136 to 1713 code for a protein of 525 amino acids. The record is from RefSeq and is a predicted model, not a curated record.